UAGUUUGAAGAGCAAAGCGAAAUAAAGGCAGUAACACAGCCAAAGAGGCUAAGGGACGAAAAGAGUCAAAGAGGCUUGAUACAAAUUGGGUUCGUGGAGGAAAUGCGAAGAAGAAACCUGGCUUCGUCGACCCACUAAACUAUCCAAGUCCAUCUGUGGGUUGAGUGUACCCUGUAUGUACUAUAUGUGUGUGUAUUGGUGCUACGGUGGGCCACUCCAUCUAGGAAAAAAAGACCGAGACUCUGAGGACAACCGAAAGAAAGCUAGACGGCCUUGCUCGGAGGGGCUUGGUUUCUGCUAGAUGUUGCAGCGGCGCCGAUGGCCCUUGUUCCGGCAGUUGUCAGCCUUCCUGUGGUUCUCACCGCUGCUUUCCUGAUGAGAAUUGGACUCUUGUAGCAAGGCCAUUUUCUUACGAUCAGAAGGGAGUUCGGUUUGAAGAAGAGGACUUGUUCUGCGCACAAACAACUCGGGUUUGCCUCCCUUGAGCCAUUACGAACUGCGGCUGCUACUGCAGCUACCGCACCUCGACCGCCUUCAUUGGCGUCCUUUGGCUACCAUUAUUUUUCGUCCUUUGGAGCUUGUCCUGUUCUUUUUUCCUCUCUUUCUUCUUGGUCUGUUUCUCCUUGGGAUUUGUUCCACUUCCUUGGGCCUUUGAGCGGCAAGUACGUACGCCUCGCGGACGUGGAGCAACUCAAGCUACGAUUACUACUACUACUACUACUACAACUUGGAGUAGUAGUAGUAGUAGUUCCUUCUGAGCUGUGCCUCCUCGUUCCUCAGUGGAUGGUGGAAAUGGAACGUGUAUGCAUGGACUAAGUGAGAGACGGUCGUCGAAAGGGCGAGCCACCCAACAUGUUCACAGUGAACAACUCGAUGUGCGAGCAGUUGUCCGUCAGCAGUCUCUUCCCUGCACUUGAAACACAUAUCCUCCUUCUGGCCUUAGUUGCGGACCGAGGGGAGAGCGAAGAAGAUCUUUGAAUGAGGUCUUCUCUAACAAUCCCCAUCGUCCCCAGCCUUUGGUGCUAAAUUCUCAUUUAGAACAACCAGUCAGUGGACGAAGAACAGACGGACCAUCGUGUACUGCACUCGCCCAAGAUCCGCGUUUUGAGUCGCUGGAUGGAGGUUUGCGAAUCAGCCUUUGCCAAACUCGAUGGUCGUCUAGUUUGGGUGUGACAGUGUCCGUCUGACGACUUCAUUAUUUCUACCCUACCACCAUGCUGACUAAUAAACUUUUACGACAAUUGCUCAAUACCCAAGUCAACACGUAUGUGCCCAUUUGGUCAUGCAGAGUCCGUGAUAACCUGAUCCCCUUGCGCGUUGGGCGUUGUGCAAGUCGAUGGCUCAACGCCCAGGGUUCCGUCCCGCCCUACUCUUGUAGUGUGGCCAAACUCUCCACAAAUUCAGAUGAUGAUCAUGGUGCUUCUCCCACGUCCAGUCCGAACUUCCCUACCAAAGCCACCGUCUCGGUUGAAAUGAAGUAUGGACUGCCUCAAAUUACCGUUCCUUUGCCUUCACGAAAUGAGCCGUGUGUGUUCACGUUGAAACCCAUUACACACACCGUGGGAGACUUCCUGGAAAUGCUCCAGAAAGAAGAUGCUGGCAUUGAUCGCGCCGUGAUCCGGAAUAUCGAUGGUAUUCGCAUCGCGUCCACCACAUCGAUUCAAAACCUGAUGCAAAGUGGCGAAUUUGACUUGAUGAUCAAUGACGUUCCCUACCGGAUACGACCUCCCUUCAAGGAACAUUUCGACGAUCUGGUCGUGGUGGAAAAGGACCUGGAGAACGUGGGCAACAUCAGGUCCUUGGUGGGGGAACUCUACGAAGCGUUGCAUGUGGAGGAGCACCAAGCUGCUCAAGAGCAACGUAUGAUUCAGGAGAUCGAGUCCUUGAAACAGGAACUUGGUCCUUUGGAGCGUCAACGUCAGUUACUAGCCGACUAUGCCCAACGGAGAACCAAGCAUCUCACUUGGUUGGGACUGGGGCUCAUGAGUGUUCAGUUCGGUGUCUUAGCCAGAUUGACGUGGUGGGAAUACUCCUGGGAUAUCAUGGAACCUGUCACGUAUUUUGUAACCUAUGGAACGGCUAUCGCUUGUUACGCCUACUUCACCCUGACGAACCAGGACUACAUUUUGCCAGAUGUUCGCGAUCGGCAAUAUCUGUUCAGCUUCUAUAAGAAAGCCAGACGAGAGGAUUGGAAUGUUCAGCGGUAUAAUCAUCUUCAAGAGGACAUGCAGCGAAUCGAGCAAGAUCUUCAACGUCUUCGGGAUCCUAUUAGCCUGAAACUGCCAGCCUCAUUGACCGCCAAGCACGCCGGACUUGGCAAACGCGAUGGAAGCCCCGGGGGGAUUCUUGGUGCUCAAAUUAACAUCGGCAACAUCAAAAAUAUGAUAAAGGAUAAAUUUAAGAGCGGAGCAGGGGGAGUCAAUUCUAGUGAGGGCAACACCGGGGGGACUGGUCCUUCUUCGAGUAACUGAGUCCACUGGAAACUCAAAUUGGAAAGCUUUUCGUACACUCCUAUAUUCUUCCAGUUAGUAGAUAUCUCUUUCUAAGCUAUAUGGCUAACUCAGCUAGAUUGUGUGUAAUCAUUAUCUUUUAUUAUUGUUGCUAUGAUUACCAUUGUUAUAUUAUUUUCAAAUCGAUAUCUUAUCAGCUACCAAAACUCGAACACCAUCGUCAUCAUCAUAAUCCACAUUAUCAAUCUCACGAUUAUCUCUUUACAUUCUUAAGUCUUUUCAUGAACGACGCUCAAAAAUCAAAAGGUUAGCAAGCACUCGACCUGUUUUUUCCUCCAGUGCGUGUCAUCACAAUUCACGAGUACCUAGUAAUGUGGGUCGAGUGCUAAUUAUGAAUGUGUGCUGUUGUAAAAUCUGAUCUUAGUGCACGAUUGAAUUCCGACCAUCUGGUUCGACUUCAUUUCUCUUUCCAAUCUAUGUAAGAACUCUUUUCAAACCAUAAUUGUCACUUCGUGACGUUUUUCAUGCAAUUACAGACAGGUAGAAGUUUUUGCAAGAUUGUUGUUUGGGCCUUCGGAUUGCCCGACAGAUGUAAAGUUUUGCAGUUUUAGGUAAUCAAAUGCAGCCGUGAAUUGUUACUCUUCUCUAGAGCAGAUCAUUCAAAUCAAAGCUAUAACAAAUAUAAUAGAAUAUUGUCAAUCAAUCUAACCAUCCUUUACGUCUUACAAUCUGUUAUCUUUACUAUCACGAAUAUUACUAUCAAUCAUUAUAACUCAUAGAAUCGCUCGUGUUCUGUUGAUCGAUCAACCAACUAACAUAAGAAGGUCUUCAGAAAUAUUCGAAUAAACUUUAUCUUUGCCAUCUGA
Molecule: messenger RNA, 3316 nt
Organism: Tigriopus californicus
Lineage: Eukaryota; Metazoa; Arthropoda; Copepoda; Harpacticoida; Harpacticidae
Gene: MCU
Product: calcium uniporter protein, mitochondrial-like
Exons: 2
Coding region: 1215-2471 (418 amino acids)
Biological process (GO): mitochondrial calcium ion homeostasis; calcium import into the mitochondrion
Cellular component (GO): mitochondrial inner membrane; uniplex complex
Molecular function (GO): calcium channel activity; uniporter activity
Source: RefSeq, a predicted model, not a curated record